GUUUUAAAUGGGCUUUUGAGCCUUUCACAUUAUCUAUGUAAUUUUCGAUUUUAUCUUCCUUUUCUUUUCACCUUCUCGACGAACACACCUACACAAAAAUCAAUCACAGUCUCUGUCUCACUCGCCGGAGUUUCGGUCACUGCGCCAUCUCCGGGGUCGAGUUCGUCGUACUUCAUCGAACUAUGAACUCUCAUGAUAUCGAUGAUCAGUUAGAAGCAGAUGUAUACAGUAACUUGCCUUCUCGAAAUGAUUCUUCAACAGGGAGGAGAAAUCGAAACUCGUGUAGAUCGAAACACUCAGAGACUGAGCAACGAAGAAGAAGCAAAAUCAAUGAAAGAUUUCAGAGUUUAAUGGAUAUUAUACCUCAGAAUCAGAAUGAUCAGAAACGAGAUAAAGCUUCUUUCUUGUUGGAGGUUAUAGAGUAUAUUCACUUUCUUCAAGAAAAAGUUCACAUGUAUGAAGAUUCUCACCAAAUGUGGUAUCAAUCCCCAACCAAAUUGAUUCCUUGGAGAAAUAGUCAUGGGUCUGUUGCGGAGGAAAAUGACCAUCCUCAAAUCGUUAAAAGCUUUUCAAGUAAUGAUAAAGUUGCUGCUUCUUCGGGUUUUCUCUUGGAUACGUACAAUUCAGUAAAUCCUGAUAUUGACUCAGCAGUUAGCACCAAGAUUCCUGAACACAGUCCUGUUUCAGCAGUUUCAUCGUAUCUACGUACCGAGCCUUCGCUGCAGUUUGUUCAGCAUGACUUUUGGCAACCAAAAACAAGUUGUGGAACAAUUAACUGUUUUACAAAUGAAUUGUUAACAUCUGACGAAAAAACAUCAGCCAGCUUGUCCACUGUCUGCUCACAAAGGGUACUUAACACUCUAACUGAAGCACUUAAGUCAUCGGGUGUUAACAUGUCAGAGACCAUGAUAUCUGUGCAGUUAAGCCUUCGGAAAAGAGAAGAUCGCGAGUAUUCUGUUGCUGCGUUUGCUUCUGAGGAUAAUGGUAAUAGCAUCGCUGAUGAAGAAGGGGACUCUCCUACUGAAACUAGAAGCUUCUGCAAUGAUAUUGAUCAUUCCCAGAAGAGAAUAAGACGAUAAGAUCUGGUUUUCUAUUUUCUAUGUUAUGACAACUGUUUGAUAAUUUUGUUACUUUCGGUGAGUCAGGAUCAGUAGGUGUAGAUACUACUUUUAUCGUGCUGCAACUAUUUUAAAUGAUAUAGUAAAAACUAAGUAGAAUGAUGUAACAAGUUUCGCAAAUCUAUAACAAGAGUUUGCUCCAUUUAAUGGUACUUUAAGUAUAUGGUCUCUUAGAU
Molecule: messenger RNA, 1294 nt
Organism: Arabidopsis thaliana (thale cress)
Lineage: Eukaryota; Viridiplantae; Streptophyta; Magnoliopsida; Brassicales; Brassicaceae
Gene: BIM3
Product: BES1-interacting Myc-like protein 3
Exons: 6
Coding region: 183-1079 (298 amino acids)
Biological process (GO): DNA-templated transcription
Cellular component (GO): nucleus
Molecular function (GO): protein dimerization activity; DNA-binding transcription factor activity
Source: RefSeq, marked reviewed